AUGGCAAGAUACCACAAGUUACCAUUACAAGAUGGCGUUGAAGAUUAUGCGUUCCUCGAGGAUCUACAGGCAGGUGGUAUCGUCAACUCUACUUUGAUUAUUAGGGAGAGUCAAUCAAGACAUUUUGGCACAUACAAAUGCAACGUGUCUAACGAUUAUGGCAGCGAUAUUCUUAAAAUCACCUUAAAGCCUAACAAAACAUUUCCAUUGCUGCUGAUUUUGUUUGGGGUAACAUCAGGAACUAUUUUGGUAGCCGCAUUGAUAAUGAUGGUGAUAUUAUGCCAAAGGAAGCAAAGAAAGAACAAGCAAGUGACAGAGAAACCAGAUGUUACAGUGACUGCAGAAGAAUUAUUCAAAGAAAACGACAGGAAUUCGAACAUAAGCGAUUUGAAAUUGGAAUUGAGACAAGCUAACGGAAGCUGUGAAAUAGACUAUUCCAAUACCGGGUCAGACAGUACCCUUUGUUCUAAUGCAAAGCUCGGCAGUGGAGUGGCAUUAUCUGGGGCAGUUCAGUUGUCUACAAUGAACCAGAACAAUACCUAUCAACCUUAUAGAUACAGCAACGAUUACAAUGAUCCAGCUUAUGCGGACUGCUACAAGGUCAACGGUUUUGGCAAUGGAUAUCAAACUUAUGUCCACUAUGGCCACGAUUACACCCCUGGAUCGUUAAGAGUUCAAUCUCCUACUUUAGGUAGCGAUAAACUUACGCCUAAUAGGUCAGUUAACGGUAGUCUACCAAGAAGUGUAGACACAUCAUCUACAGUCAAAUAUAAUCCAGGGAAUGGUUCCCAAAAUAACUCCCUACAGCGUUCCGCCAAGCGACAGGACAGUAACAAUGCUUUGAAUAAUUUAGGCCUGCCAACAACUGAGGUGAAUCGAAUACCUAAUGGUGGUAUUUUACAUGGCGUUGAUGUCCGAUACGCCGCCACUUACGGCAACCCACAUUUGAGGUCUGGGGGAGGAUUAGGUUUUGCAACUGUAAAUACAGCAAAGCCUGCAUCCACUCCAGCGCCACCUCCAUACUCGUCUGUAAGGAGUUCCGUAAUAUUACCUUUAGGUACGUCAUCACAUUCGAUUACGUCACCAACUAGUCUCGCCUCACCACAAUGUACAACAAGUCCUAUCACGACAUCUACUAUGUCUACUGAUAGUACUCAACCACCGGUCGGAGUCGCUACGUCAUCGGCUACACCACAGUCACCUAGUGCACAUUAUAUACUAGCACCGUCUAGCAGGACAAUUGCAAGCGUUGCCGUCACAAAGAAAGUCUACGCAAAUACGAUCAUAUCUCUGAAUUUCGUAACCAACUUAAUUGGUUGCCUAUACGGAAGUCAAGAAUGCCUGGUGACAAAAAGAGAGCGAAGUCUUAGUAAACGGGUAACCCGUUUUACUGUAUGGGCACGGAACCCUAAAAAGAUUCCAAAACUAGCCGCCAAAGCAGUUUCUUGGAAGCAUCGUCGGCGUUUAGUUUGGAAAUCGAAGCCAAUACCGGUGUCACAGCUAAAGCAUUCUAAUGAGAUUAUAGCUCUUAUGCUGAAAUCGGAUCAAGGGAGGGUACUUAUGAAACGGGCGUUCUGUGCUGAAACUACAUCUGUCGGUAAUCUGUACCAAGCUUCUACCACUCUGUUACUAAAAAAGUGCUUAUGUGGAUUUAUAGACGACGCCCUCUUUGUCAACUUUAGAUGA
Messenger RNA from Diatraea saccharalis (sugarcane borer), 1686 nucleotides. Lineage: Eukaryota; Metazoa; Arthropoda; Insecta; Lepidoptera; Crambidae. The record is from the annotation of a GenBank genome assembly.